Neurospora tetraspora is the source of this 1621-nucleotide messenger RNA. RefSeq lists its product as uncharacterized. The transcript is spliced from 3 exons. Gene Ontology annotation, molecular function: oxidoreductase activity; FMN binding. NCBI's taxonomy places the organism in Eukaryota, Fungi, Ascomycota, Sordariomycetes, Sordariales, Sordariaceae. Bases 206 to 1507 code for a protein of 433 amino acids. The record is from RefSeq and is a predicted model, not a curated record.
GUUAUAAACCGGGGGUGAUCGUCUCUGGUCUUUGCUUUGACUUUACUUUUCUCAUUUUGAGUCCUUCAUCCAUCACAUCCCCAGUCGACAUACCAUCAAACCCCUUCACCGAACCUCGCCAAGUCACCAAACCUCACCUACCUACCGAACUCAGAACACCCAACCCAACGUCCCGGAUCACCAAGAUCCAAACAACACCACCAAGAUGGCUUCCGUCACCGAUUUGAAGCUGGCCCAGCCUCUAACCCUCCCCAACGGCCUCAUCCUCCCCAACCGCCUCAUCAAAGCCGCCAUGGCCGAACAACUCGGCUUCGGCAACCACCUGCCCAACCCCGAGCUCUCCGCCGUCUACUCCGUCUGGGCGCGCGGCGACUGGGGCAUGAUCCUAACAGGCAACGUGCAAGUCGACCACGCGCACAAGGGUGACGCUCACGACAUCUCCCCUGGUCACCCAGGUACGACGCCGGAGCAGACUCUGACGGCGUUUAAGGCUUGGGCUGAUGCUGCUCUCCUCAAGGGACAGAGCAGGACGCCGGUGGUGGUGCAAAUUAACCAUCCCGGCCGCCAAAGUCCGAUGGGCGCUGGCACGAGGGGACUUUGGGAGAAAGCGGUGGCGCCUAGUGCUGUGCCGUUGGUUUUGGGAGAGGGAUUGGUACCCCGUUUGGCGUCCAAGUUGCUCUUUGGCACCCCCCGGGAGUUGACUGUCGCCGAGAUCAAGGAUAUCGUGCAAAAGUUCGGUUACACUGCUAGAAUCACGGCGGAGGCCGGGUUCCAGGGCGUGGAGAUCCAUGCGGCGCAUGGAUAUCUUUUGGCGCAGUUUUUGAGCAAGAAGACGAAUAAGCGCGGGGAUGUGUAUGGCGGGUCGGCCGAAAACAGGGCGAGGAUCGUGGGGGAGAUUAUUGAGGAGUGUAGGAGGCAGGUGGCCGAGGCGGUGGGCGAGGAAGAGGCCAAGAGGUUUGUGGUGGGGAUUAAGUUGAAUAGUGCGGAUUGGCAGACGGGACGUAAUGGAAAGGAGGAGGAGACGGAUACGACGGAGGAGGUGCUGAGGCAGAUUGAGCUUUUUGAGCAGUGGGGGGUGGAUUUUGUGGAGGUUAGUGGUGGGAGUUAUGAGGAUCCUCAGAUGGCCAACGGCCCCAAGGUCGAAAAGUCCGAACGCACCAAGGCCCGCGAGGCCUUCUUCCUCGAGUUCGCCAAGAUCAUCCGCACCAAGUUCCCCAAGCUCCCUCUCAUGGUUACCGGCGGCUUCCGCACCCGUCAGGGCAUGGAGGCCGCUUUGGCCACCGACGACUGCGACAUGAUCGGUAUCGGACGCCCGGCCGUCAUCAACCCUUCGCUUCCCGCCAACUUGAUCCUCAACCCGGAGAUCCCGGAUGCGGAUGCCAGGUUGUUCGACAAGAAGGUUGAGCCGCACUGGAUCUUUGAGAAGUUGGGCAUGAAGUCCGUUGUUGGUGCUGGUGCUGAGAUUGGCUGGUAUGUGAGCGAGAUCAAGAAGCUGGCCAAGUUUUAGGAGAGUGAGGAAUGAUAAAGUACACGAUACCCACAUUUUUGGAGUUACAAUAGAGCUCGAAUAGAGGAGUUAAUGAUGUUUGCAUAGCUGAAUGUGCUGGAGUUACCUCGUCUC